Molecule: messenger RNA, 1635 nt
Organism: Gekko japonicus
Lineage: Eukaryota; Metazoa; Chordata; Lepidosauria; Squamata; Gekkonidae
Product: acyl-coenzyme A synthetase ACSM3, mitochondrial-like
Exons: 13
Coding region: 1-1635 (544 amino acids)
Biological process (GO): fatty acid biosynthetic process; acyl-CoA metabolic process
Cellular component (GO): mitochondrial matrix
Molecular function (GO): fatty acid ligase activity; fatty-acyl-CoA synthase activity
Source: RefSeq, a predicted model, not a curated record
AUGAAGCUUCUCGCCCGACUGCCGGUCCUCAGGUCUUUUAGUGUCCCUGGAGUGCCAUACAGAAUCAAGAGCUCCAGCGGAGUGGCAUCUCUGGAUUCCGCAGACUUCGAAGCCCUCUCCAGGGACGUGCCUGAGCAUUUUAAUUUUGCAGGUGACGUGCUGGAUAAAUGGAGUCAAAGAGAAAAGGACGGAAAGAGAGCCCCCAAUCCAGCACUGUGGUGGGUUAGUGAGAGAGGAGAGGAGGUUCAGUGGAGCUUUGAGGAGCUGGGACUCUUGUCCAGGAAGGCUGCCAACGUGCUCUCCAGCGUCUGUGAUCUACACAAAGGAGACAGAGUCAUCGUCAUCCUGCCACGGAUACCAGAGUGGUGGGCUGUAACCGUGGGCUGCAUGAGAGCCGGCAUAGUCUUUGCUCCUGCUACAGUCCUGUUGACUGCUAAAGACAUCCUGUACAGGCUCCAAGCCUCCAAAGCCAAAAGCAUCAUAACCAACAAUGCCUUAGCGCCAUUAGUAGAUUCCGUUGCGUCCGACUGCCACUUCCUGAAAAGCCGGAUCCUGGUCUCCGAAGACAGGAGGGAAGGAUGGAUGUCUUUCCACGACCUGCUCAGAGCUGCAUCUGACAAGCACCAGCCAGUCAAAACUAGGAGCCAGGACCCAAUGACCAUCUACUUCACCAGUGGCACCACAGGCUACCCCAAAAUGGUGGAACAUUCGUGUUGCAGUCUUGGCCUGGGGCUGGUACCAGCUGGAAGGUACUGGAUGGGCCUGAAUCCUGAGAGUAUGAUAUGGGGUCUGUCUGAUACCGGCUGGAUCAAGUUUAUCUUUGGCAGUGUGUUUGCUCCUUGGACUCAAGGGGCCUGCGUCUUUGCUCACGGCAAGCUGCAGUUUGAGCCAACAACCGUUCUAAAAGUAAGAAUAUCCUCAUCUUCUCUGACGACUUUCAGUAGAAGCCCGGGAGCAAGUGUUAUUUAUGUGUUAUCCCAUCUUUCCAGCUACCACUUCAAGAGUCUGAAGAUCUGUUUAAGUGGUGGGGAGCCAAUAAACCCUGAAACGAUGGAACACUGGAAGGCCCAGACAGGACUGGAGAUCCAGGAAGGCUAUGGGCAGACUGAGACUACCAUGCUAUGUGCGACGUUGACAGGGAUGCAAGUCAAGCCAGGUUUCAUGGGAAAGCCAUGCGCACCCUUCGAUGUCCAGGUGAUCAAUGAACACGGGAAUCCCCUGCCUCCUGGGGAGGAAGGAGACAUUGCUGUCAGGAUCAAACCUAAGAGGCCAUUGGGUCUCUUCACCAACUAUGUGGAUGAUCCAGAGAAAACAGCCUCAACAGAGCGUGGGGACUUCUACAUCACUGGGGACAGAGGACUUGCGGACGAAGAUGGAUAUAUCCAUUUUAUUGCACGAGCUGAUGACGUUAUCUUAUCUUCUGGGUACGUUGUGAAGGCAUUUAUCAUCCUGACUCCUGCCUAUCAGUCACACAAUACGGAGAAAUUAAUUCUGGAACUGCAGGAGCAUGUCAGGAAAGUUACCGCUCCAUACAAAUAUCCCCGGAAGGUAGAGUUUGUUCAACAGCUACCUAAGACCAUCUCUGGCAAAACCCAAAGGAAGCUGCUGAGGAAGAAAGAGUGGGGAGAGGCCUAA